Messenger RNA from Phytomonas sp. EM1, 1158 nucleotides. The record is from the annotation of a GenBank genome assembly. NCBI's taxonomy places the organism in Eukaryota, Euglenozoa, Kinetoplastea, Trypanosomatida, Trypanosomatidae.
AUGCCAUCAUCUGAAACUUUCGUUCUUCUAAUUCCUGGUGUGAAUGCAUUACAUUCUUCUGGCGAGGGCGUUAUGGUGUGCGGUGAAAGACUAGCAAAGUACAUUAUGGGGCGGGUAAAUGCCACCUUAGCGCCAUUGGAGGCUUUGAAGAGAGGGUCGGAGAAGAGUUCUACGAAGAAAAAUAUCGAUGAAACUUCAUCUUUCGAAGACAGAAGCACUGAGACGGUCCCAACAACCCAUCUUCACUUUAGUUUUGUGGGGCAUUCUAUGGGAGGGCUUAUCAUCCGAGCGGCACUUCCACUCCUCAUCUCCGCCCUGCGCGAAAAGUACAACUGCAGAUUCCCCUCUCAAGCGCCCGAGGGCGAUCAGCCCGGGGAGGGGGAGGAUUCCCACGAGGGUGGGGUUGAAGUACACUGGGAGACCUUCUGCUCCAUCGCGACCCCCCACGCCGGGGUCGGCGAGAUGCCCUCCAGCUUCAAGACGUGGGCCAUGGGCCUGCUCACCUCCGUAUCCGCCAGUCUGCGCGACAUGUCUCUCACCUCCAACAUCCUAACGGAUAUCCUCCUGCAGGACUCUUAUCUCGAUGCCUGGAGGGCUUUUAAGCGACGCCUCCUUGUGGCCGCGCUGAACGACCAAACCGUCAUGGCAUACAGCUCUAUUUUCUGCAUUUUAUCCCAUGAUCAGGUGUUGCUUCGCGCACGGUGUCGUGCAGGGGUAAAGCAGGGGUCUUCACCCCCUCCUCCCACGCCCGAAGAAGCGGCAAAUUCACCGGUGCUCGAAACGGUACCGCUGGUCUCAGAGCGGGAGGAACUGCCACCGGUAGCGAUCGCCGCCUCGAGGCUGGAUAAGCUCUCGCCAGAGCGGUGGCCGGAGGAUAUCCUGCCGCGUGAGCGGGUCAUCGCGGAGCGCAUCAUCGAACGCGCAGGGCCUUUUGAGGUGUGUCUGGUCGACUUCCAGACUCGCCUGGUUAAGCGCUUUAAUGGCGGCCACUUCUGGGCUCGUUUGGGCGCGCGUCGAUUUGGACAUCGCGCCGUAAUUUGUAAAUCCCCUUGGAAUAACCCUAAGGUCUUUGGUUUUUUGUCCGAGUACGUGGUUGAUGUGCUGGUUCAAGCGGUUGAUCAGACAUGCCCGUCAGUUGAGCUGGCUAUGGCUGGGUGA